UUUAGACCAAACGACAACAGAUGAACAGAAACAAAAACAGUGUGUGCCUGGUCAUUUUGGAUCUGAAAAUUGCGAAAGUUUGAGAGCGGAAGUGCUAGAAAUGGCGGCCAUCGCAGUUCACCAGUUGGCCCAGUGCAUAACUUGCCACGCUUGGAGUCCCGAUCACUCUAUGAUUGCACUUUGUCCCAAUAGCAAUGAAGUUCACAUUUAUAAGUUGUCCCAAGACAAAUGGGAAAGAGUACAUGUCCUCCAAAAGCAUGAUCAAAUUGUCUCUGGGAUAGAUUGGAGUGCAAGAUCAAACAGAAUUGUUACUGCAUCUCAUGAUCGAAAUUCAUAUGUAUGGAACCAAGAAGGGCCAGAAUGGGUACCAACCCUUGUUAUACUCAGGCUUAACCGUGCUGCACUUUGUGUGCAAUGGAGUCCAAGAGAGAAUAAGUUUGCUGUUGGAAGUGGAGCUAAAACUGUGUGUAUAUGUUACUAUGAACAAGACAACAAUUGGUGGGUCAGUAAACUCAUCAGGAAGAGACAUGAUUCGUCUGUAACAAGCGUUGCUUGGCACCCUAAUGAUAUCCUUCUUGCGACAACAUCUACUGAUGGAAAAUGUCGAGUUUUUUCCACCUUUAUAAAAGGUGUUGAUACAAGGGACUCAAAAGCAGGCUCUUCUUCAGACUCAAAAUUUGGAGAGCAAAUUAUUCAGCUUGAUCUCUCAUUUUCCUGGGCAUUUGGUGUUAAGUGGUCACCAAGCGGCAAUACAUUAGCUUAUGUAGGUCAUAAUUCUAUGAUUUACUUUGUUGAUGAUGUUGGUCCUUCCCCACUAGCCCAAAAUGUUGCAUUUCGCGAUUUACCUCUUCGUGAUAUCUUAUUUGUUUCUGAGAAAAUGGUCAUAGGUGUGGGAUUUGAUUGCAACCCAAUGGUUUUUGGAGCUGAUGAAAGAGGAAUAUGGAGCUUUGUCAGGUUUCUUGGUGAAAGGAAAUUGUCAUUUUCAGGGUCAAAGUAUGGUUCGCAGUUUUCUGAGGCAUUUGGAAAGUUUUAUGGCCAAUCAAAGAUUGGUGCGAGCAACGAUGGCACUGAUCCUUCAAGAUCCCGUGGUGUCAUUCAUGAGAACUGCAUCAAUUGUAUUGCGUCUCUUGGGGAGGUGAGCAGUUCUAGAACUACGCGCUUCAGCACAUCAGGAUUAGAUGGGAGAGUGGUUAUCUGGGAUCUGCAGAACCAGGAAGAUCUAUCCCAAUAUCUCUGUUGAAGGAUUUCAUAUUUUCCAAGCCUGUACGUUGAAUAUGAUGUGCUGUGUAUAUUAUCAACUGGGAUUUUGAGAGUGAACAGUAUGCUGGAAAUUUUAGUCUAUCUAUCAUGUGGCUGUGGAUUAAACCAAUGGAAUCCCUUCAUAUCAUUCGCAAUUCAACAAUAACUAAAAGUAAAAA
Messenger RNA from Manihot esculenta (cassava), 1418 nucleotides. RefSeq names its product actin-related protein 2/3 complex subunit 1A. The record is from RefSeq and is a predicted model, not a curated record. Gene Ontology annotation, molecular function: actin filament binding. Gene Ontology annotation, cellular component: Arp2/3 protein complex; actin cytoskeleton. Gene Ontology annotation, biological process: Arp2/3 complex-mediated actin nucleation. The transcript has 16 exons. NCBI's taxonomy places the organism in Eukaryota, Viridiplantae, Streptophyta, Magnoliopsida, Malpighiales, Euphorbiaceae. Bases 101 to 1240 code for a protein of 379 amino acids.